This is a messenger RNA of Candidula unifasciata, 936 nucleotides long. Lineage: Eukaryota; Metazoa; Mollusca; Gastropoda; Stylommatophora; Geomitridae. The record is from the annotation of a GenBank genome assembly.
GGAGCUAGUCUCAACAGCCAAAGUAGAUCGGCAUCCGAGGAGGACAGAGGGGAGGGAGGUGAAUCCAGCGACCCCGAGGUGGUGGAGCAGGGAGCUGCCGGCCCUUACGUGGAAGGUGUGGAUUACAAACUCGGUAGUCUGCAACUCGGACUCAUAUACGACUUUCAAACUCUAACCUUGACAUUGAGGAUUAUCAAGGCCAAGGACUUGCCGGCCAAGGAUGUCACAGGCACCAGUGACCCUUAUGUGAAAAUUAUGCUUCUGCCCGACAAGAAACACAAACUGUUGACAAAGGUUAAGAAAAAGAACCUCAACCCACAUUGGAAUGAAUGUUUUCUCUUUGAAGGUUGGCCGCACAACAAGCUCCUGGAGAAGACCCUGUACUUACAGGUUAUAGACUACGACAGGUUCAGCCGGGAUGACCCCAUCGGAGAGACCUACAUCCCUCUCAACGAGGUGGACCUCUCCACGUCGCCGGUGUCGUGGAAAUACUUACAGCCUUGCAAAGAUUCCCGGGGCAAGUUGGGCGAGCUAUUGCUGUCCCUGUGCUACCAACCAAACAUCGGUCGUCUGACUAUCACAGUGAUGAAGGCUAAAGAUUUGAAAGCCAAGGAUCUCACAGGAUACUCAGAUCCCUACGUGAAAAUUUGGCUGUUUUACGGCACCGCCAGAAUGGAGAAAAAGAAGACGAGCAUCAAGAUGAAGACCCUAAACCCAACUUACAACGAGGCUUUUACCUUCGACAUUCCUUGGGAGAAAGUCAGAGAGGCCAAUCUAGAGAUUAGUGUCAUGGAUUUUGACAAGGUGGGGCGAAAUGAACUGAUCGGUCGAGUAGUUCUGGGCUGUCGCAGUGGACCCAUGGAAACUCGACAUUGGAACGACAUGGUUGCCAAGCCGAGGCAACAAGUUGCUCAAUGGCAUAUGUUGAAAGACUAA